Molecule: messenger RNA, 9918 nt
Organism: Phymastichus coffea
Lineage: Eukaryota; Metazoa; Arthropoda; Insecta; Hymenoptera; Eulophidae
Gene: pum
Product: pumilio homolog 2
Exons: 5
Coding region: 60-1517 (485 amino acids)
Biological process (GO): post-transcriptional regulation of gene expression
Cellular component (GO): nucleus; cytoplasm
Molecular function (GO): mRNA 3'-UTR binding
Source: RefSeq, a predicted model, not a curated record
CUCAUUCGACCGAUGAUUCUACGAAAGCCGAGCGAAAGUCAAGCAACUAACGAUAUUGCAUGAAUUUGUCGAAUGAAGCAGAGUUUCCGAUGAACGCAGGCACGGUGACGGCGUCGCCGAGCCCCCUAGGACUGUCGCUAACGCCGCCCCCGUCAAUCGGCGGGUCGCUGGGUGGCUUAGUGGGCAGUGCUAACCGCGUGAGCGCCGCACCAGGUGCCGAGGCCAAGUUCCGCGCCAGCGCCGUGCCCGCACUCACGACCAACGGCGUUUUCGGAUCCAGCAGCUCGCUCUUCCCUAACCUCGUCGGCAAACCAGGACGAGGCGGCGCCGCCGGCGUAGGUGGCGACAAGAGCACUGGCGGACGAUCCAGGCUUCUCGAGGAUUUCAGAAACAACAGAUUCCCAAGCCUGCAGCUGCGCGACUUGGCCAACCACAUCGUGGAAUUCAGUCAGGACCAGCACGGGUCCCGCUUUAUUCAGCAGAAGCUCGAGCGCGCCUCUACCUGCGAGAAACAGCUGGUGUUCCAGGAGAUACUAGCGUCCGCCUACUCUCUUAUGACCGACGUCUUUGGCAACUAUGUUAUCCAGAAGUUCUUCGAGUUCGGCACACCCGAGCAGAAGUCCACGCUCGCACAGAAGGUUCGCGGGCACGUGCUGCCGCUGGCGCUGCAAAUGUACGGCUGCCGUGUGAUCCAGAAAGCGCUCGAGUCUAUCGGGCCGGAGCAACAGCAGGAGAUCGUGCGCGAGCUCGACGGCCACGUACUCAAGUGCGUGAAGGACCAGAACGGCAACCACGUCGUGCAGAAGUGCAUCGAGUGCGUGGAGCCACGUGCCCUGCAGUUCAUCAUUGGCGCGUUCGCUGGUCAGGUGCAUUCGCUCAGCACGCACCCUUACGGCUGCCGCGUGAUCCAGCGCAUUCUGGAACACUGCACGCCCGAACAGACCCAGGGUAUUCUGCAGGAGCUGCACGCCGCCACCGACCAGCUCAUACAGGAUCAAUACGGCAACUACGUUAUCCAGCACGUACUCGAACAUGGAAAGCCCGAGGAUAAGGCUCAGCUCAUUACCAGUGUACGGGGCAAAGUGUUGGCUUUGUCCCAGCAUAAGUUCGCCAGCAACGUCGUGGAGAAGUGCGUUACUCAUGCCACCAGGCAAGAACGGGCCGUUCUUAUUGAGGAAGUGUGCGGUUUCAACGAUAGCGCCUUAAAUGUGAUGAUGAAAGACCAGUACGCCAACUACGUCGUGCAGAAGAUGAUUGACGUGGCGGAACCGGCGCAGCGCAAGAUCCUGAUGCACAAGAUCCGACCUCACCUCGCCGGUCUACGCAAGUACACAUACGGCAAGCACAUCAUUGUUAAACUCGAGAAAUUCUUCAUGAAGACGGCUAACGCCAUGGGCGUGGGGGCAACACCGCCUACUGGCGCCACUGGUGCCAGCGAACUUGGACCCAUCGGUCCACCGACUUCGAGUGCCGCUUCCGUUACCACCUCGACUCAACAAUCGACCCAGGUCAUCUAAAGGCUAACCACCUGAUGGGUCCAAUCACGAAACAAGACCAUCACCCGAUACAACGCGAAAUAAAACAAACAAACAAACAAACAUAGUAACACGUCGCUCUCGACGCCUCACUUUGAGAAUUUAACGUGCAGUUGCAGGAUUUUUUAUUGUACGACGUUCGAUUAAGCUUUUUUCAUUGGAAUUUUUACUAGACAGUCCAAGCGUAUUGCAAACUUAGAUUAAACAUAUGGAGGCGUCGGGACGUACUUUUCAAGGCUGUAGCUUGGCAGUUUAGAGAGUCGUGUGCUCAAGGUGGAUUUUAGGCGUUAGCUGUGAAUUUAACCUUGAUAUUAUUGGAAAUAAUGAGAAAUAACAAAAGCAACAACGUAGUUUUAAAUGUUUUCAGAUACGUAGGAUUUUGAGUCGAGCGACACGCACAUGAUUAGGAUGUUUGUCAUUUAUCUGAAUUUAUUUCAACCUUGAAAUCUGCGGUAGGUUUGUACCUUUGCAUGAUUUUAAAGUUGAUCUAUAUACGAAUACUAGCAACUUUAUUAUUGCGGCGUCAGUAGUUCAAAAGCAAAAGCGCAACUUUUUCAAAAGAAAGAAAAAAGAUUUAAGAUCAGUUUUUAAACAACAUAUAAAGUUAAAAUACGAAAAAUACAUAACAAUAGCAAAAGCUAAGAUCCAUUGCUUAGAUGAUAAAACAUGAGAUGACAUCUAGAAUAGAUCAUAGUGCUGCAUGCAUUUAUUGUUGUAUGUUGAUCGAUAUAUGAUGUACGUUUCGUAUAUGAGAUAUCCUGCUUCUGUAUGAGAAUAGCAGAAAUUUCGCGUACAAUGUGCGCGCAAAGAUAGAAAAUGGUUUGGUACGAAAAAAAUACCGAAUACUAUUAACGUUUAUUGUACAAUUGAUUUUUAUGAUUUCCUAAUUGACACAAACCGUGUCCGAAGUUCACCUUCAACGUUUUACAAUAUUUUAAUGAUUGUUUUUCUCAGUUCACCAUUAUUUCAGUUAAUUAAAUAAUGUCUGAUAGAUAGUCAAUGACAUAAAAACAAAGUUAAUGGUAUUUGGUAGCUUGAAAGUUCGAGUGUUUGAUAUGGGAGCCAAGUCGAGAACAGCUCCGAUCCGACUGCAAAGAUAUCCUCAGAACACAUUUUAUUCGGGUUUUAAUAAAAAAAUGCUGCGAAAUAAGCAGAAGUUAGGCAUUUUGGUUUAGUUUGAUGACAAGUCUUGCAGGUACGGUUCACCAUCCACAUACUAUGCAAAACUCAAUAUACUAUAAACGUGGUAUGCUUUGACUACGCUUACCAGACAAAUUGACAUUAAAAAUAAUGUACGGGAAUUCCUCGGUGAAAAAGGAAAGAUGAGAAAAAAACAACAAAAGGCGGGACAAUUCACUAACAGUUCUUGAUUUUUCGUAUGCACUUGAGCGAGAAUCACAGAGUAAAAGCAUUUUUUUACGUGCGCGACGUCCCUGCCAUUUUUUUUCAAUUAAUUUUAUCCUAUUAAAAAAAUCUUCGAAUUUUGUAAAUUGUGAUAUAAAUAAUGAAAUGUGUAUAGAAACGACGUGACCCCCUCAAACCAAUCGCGAGGAACCGCAAAUUAACGGUUAUUUUAAUUUCCAUGGAAAAAAUUAAAAGAAUUCCCUCUUCCCUCCCACCUUUUUUAACGGACUCUGUGAAUAUUGUGUAUUAUAAUAAUUCUAAUUACUUAAAUUUAUAAAAUAUGAGUUACGUUUCGACACAGCUGCCCGAACUUUAUUAUCGGACGAACCUACGUGAAUCUUUCAUUCGGUACUCCUCCCACAUCGAUAUAAUUGUAAAAUAUGAAUUUUCGGAGAACAUAAUACUAAUAGUGACGGCUAACGAAUUUUUACAAACUUCCUCCAGCAAUCACAUACAUAUACACACAGCCACUGUUCGUGGCAUGUUCGAGCGUGUUUGAACUCAAUUGUAUAUUGUACAAAUGGUAAAAAGUUUUUUUUUAAUCAGCAAAUCAAGCUCGCACAAUGCGCGUGUAAAUUAGCCCCCUCCGUGCAUAAAAGAAAAAACGCCCCUCUCGUCUCACCAUAUUCACUCGCAAAUUGCAAGGCCGUUUUCGUUGUAUUAUAAUGGACGACCACUGACAAAAAGGGUAAAGUGCUAACCUCUUUGAAAUUUUCCAGCCUCGUAUUUAUGUAAUAUUUUUGUUUAUAUUGUAAAAAGGCAUUUUCAAGUAAAUCAUAUUUUUUUUAAUAUUUUUCAAAUUGUUAGAUGAGAUAAUUCACGUGCAAUCCUUGAGGGAAACGGAAAAGCACCGUCGGAAGUGACUAAGAGUUAAAAUCGAGUUGCAUCCCUUUCUACAAUGUAUCAUAUUUUGUUAAUGUAGGUAUUAUAUAAACAAAACAUUCACACGGUGUCAAGCAACUCGAUACAAAACGGUCCGUUCUUAUUUUGUACAAAAUAAACGAGAAGUUAAAAAAUAAGAGGAAAGAAAAACGAAGAAGAGGAAUGUAGCAGCUUUCUUUGUAAGAUAUUGUAAAUAACGAUUUAUUAACCAAAUUGACAAAUUCCUAGGUAUCUUCUCUCUCUUUAUUUUUAAGGCGGUAAACCGAAUAGCGCGAUUAAUGAACGGACGCUAAAAGCAGUAAGUUAUGUGACUAGUUGUACGUACUUACGCGUUUAACCUUCCGAUGGAAAAUUCGUAAUUUUUUGUUUUUAAGUUUGUAAUAAUACUUUUUUUUUGUUCACGAAGAAAAAGCUUUGUGUAACAUGCGUAACGAAGAUUUCAAAGAGGAUGCGCUUUUACAAGUGUUCCUUAGAUGUUUUUCAUUUUUUUUUAUUUUUUUUUUUUAUUUUAUUUUUUUUUUGUUUUGUUAUAACGGGGCCCCACAGUGCCCGCAGGGGAAUGAUACCUAAUUAACAUCGACUGCCGAACAGACAGACAUUCCAACUCAAAAGAGGAUAUACGUGAACUAAAAGUAAACAAGUAAAAAAUGAGUUUCAAAUUAAAUCAAUUUCAGUUGUCAGGGUAUAUGAUAGAGGAAGGCAAUUAAUUUCUAUAUAAAUAACGGCUUUGUGAACAUAUUACGAAUAAUGUUUAAGGAAUGACGAUAAUAGUUCCUUCAUCUCUGUAAAUCGCGCGUCAUUUGUAAAUUAAAGUGCAGAGCAACCACGCAUCAUUUGUAAUAGUAAUCAUCUUCAUACUCGUGACGGGUUUGCGAUAAUGCGAAACUUUGAGCGAAUUUUAAACAAAGCGAAAGGAGCGUUCAUUAAAAAAUUCAGAGAAGACAAACUGUAAGAAAAUCAAUCGAAUGCUAAAUCUCUCAUGCCUUAUCUAAUAGAAUUAUAAAUUUAUUAUCAUUAUCAUUAUUAUAUUAUAAUUAUUGCAUUACUAUUAUUAUAAUUACUCUGAUAUAUAUUAUAAUUACUUAUACAUAUUGUUUGUUUAAUGCCUCCUUCUUUAUUAUUCAUAAUUGCUAAUACUAAUUGCUAAGCAUAUUAUAUAUUAUACAUAUUAUAUACAAAUAUAAGACACGUAAACAAGCCAGUACAUAAAAAAGGAAAAACUUUAUAAAUAACAAUAGAGAAUUUUCUUGACAGAAAAGCAACUAUACAAUCAGAACUUCUUUUUUCUCUUAAUAAAAAAAAGUUUUAAAUAUUCACGUUUCCGUACAACUACGCUAUGUCUUCGCCAUCUAUUUAAAAGAAAAAUUUCACGAUGAAUAAAAUUCUUGUCCAUUUUUAAUUAUACAUAGUGUACAUUUUUUAUAUAGCACGUGAGAUUAUAUUAUUAACAGCGGAUCGCGCUGUAAGAACGACGUAGCACGUAGCUGUGUAUACAAACUUAAAAAAGGGAAAGAGAAGUUGCAUAAACAAGUAGACGCAUAGUCUUUCAGUGAUCUUUCACGUUCUAUUAGUUUUCCAUUUUGUUUUUACUGGCCUGGUUGCGCGUUGAGUAAUUUUUGAUAAUUCGAGAAGCUGCAAGUAAAUGUACCACGAAAUUUCCACAACAACAAAGAAUUGAUUCGUCUCGUCACGCCGUACUAUCUGCCGCUUAUUCUUUAUUUAUAUUUAUUAAAAUAUAAAUAAUUCUUACUCUUCUUUUAUGUUCCUUAAUGUUUUAGUUGUUUUAGAAUUAGUUCAGAGGUAACCUUGCCUAUACAUUGCAGCGCGACGUUUUCUUAUUUAUCGUUCGUUUUAUUUUCGAAGAUUUGUUUUCUCGCUUCUCGAAAGAAAAGUACGCCGUGACGACAUGAGAGUGGGUCGAGCAUUGAAAGCCUCAUUGUUAACGGACGAUUGAAGGCGAAGCUCUUUUAAUUGAUAAUACGGUACGAAAUGUACAAGGUUGAUGAAGUUUUUGCAAAUUCUUUCUUUUUUUUUUACAACCGGAAUUUUACAGUAAGAUUCGAUGCACUGUGAGUUCAACAAAAUUUAUGUAAAAGUUAUAGAAGCGAAUUUAAAUCAACAGAAUUACGUUUUCAUACAGAAUUCACAGUAGUGGUAGUAUUUUGAAUCUUUAAAUGCUGCACUAGGUCGAUCUUACGAAUCUUACUGAAGUUUAAGUGAAUUAUAGGCUCUUACAUCAUAAUGAAUGAAAUAUAAGUAACCCUAUAAAUAUUGAUUAUAUAUAUAUAUAUAAAUAUAUAUAAAUAUAUAUAUAUAUAUACCUGUAUAUGUAUACCUAUAUCUUACACCUAAUCGGUAUGACGAUAUGUAUGUAAUAAGUAAUAUUUAAAUAUUGUAACAAUUGUAUAUGAUUUUAUUACACGCUGAUUGUAUUAUAUACUUGAAAGAUCUGCGACCUCCCACUUAUAAAUCGUACUGAAUAAUGAAAGAAAACACACACACACAUACACAUAAAAUACACUGAUAACAUUGGCAUUAACAUUGGCUAACAGCAAUUUUCAUGGGCUCACAAAAAAAAUAGACUCGCUACACACGUAGACCCACCAGAUUUCAACUGCCAUGGCGCUGAAGUAAAGCUAAGAUAAGAAAAAAAUAUUGUACAAAUUAAGAGUGGGUACUACAGGGAAUGAGCAAUGCAAGAUAAUGUCGAUGGAUCGCACGAUGAAAUUGCGCAAUCAACCUUGACCAUUUGUAAAUCAGAAAUCGACUAAUAUCCAUAUUGGGAAUGGUGCGCCCUGAUAUUAAAGACUGAUGUACAGUUGCGCGCUAUUCUCCCCCUCCUUAUCAAGUCACUUGUAUCCUCGAGCACCACGUUGUCGCAUAUAACCAACACACACAAACACACACACACACACACACACACACCCAAACACAAGUACACGCAACACGGCAACUUUUCAUGUCGAUACCGAUAUCCAGAAUCGAUUGGAGCUUGUAUAUAUAGUGUUAUCAAGGCGCAAAGGCGAGAUCUUGAUGACUGACAAGUAGCGAGAGGUGAUUUUUCAAAUUUUUGUACCGAUUCAUACAACUUUCCUAUGCAUCAACGGACCUCCCGUACCAAGCCUUUGCUAAAUUUGAUAAAUACGUAAGAAUAUAAGACACGACACGUAACACAUUUGUCAGUUUUCUGCAAGAUCCGCCGAUGCGAGCGCGAUGCACUUUGAUAUUAACACACCAGCCGUAAAUCGUGGAAUGGGAUGAUGGCUCGUUUCCCGAUGACAUUUAAGUCUGCGAUUGUUGGUUCGUGUGCGCUUCUGAUCAUCCGUUUUGUGUGAACGCUGGCUCGCAUUUUGCUGCGCGCCAUCGGGCCUCGGAGAUCGCAUGGAUUAGUUGAACAAACUACAACCAAUUCUAUACGAUAAAAUUUCAUGAAAAAAUUACCUUUCUGCUCGUAAGGUCGUUCUUGAUAAACGUGUGUACAUAUAUGCAUUAUAAAACCCUAGGAAAUAUCUCCGCGUUGAGCGUGAACUGCGUCUUUUUUUCACUGUAUCUCACAGAAAAAUAGUAAAAAAAUAAUAAAAUUACAAAAAUAUUUUUCUUUUUUUUCUUUCACUAAAGCCUUGUAAGUUCUACUAUGUUGGCGAUAAUUCGUAUGUGAUUGUGCAUUGUAAUUUUGUGUUAUAAGAGUCAACAAAGCAUACUAUGACAUUGUAAUAAAUGAUUUUUUUAAUCAAAAAAAACUAUUGACUCAUUCAUUGGAAAAAUUAACAGUUGCCGAGUGUAACAUUUAUUUACUUUGCAAAUUCGUGAUCCAAGCAGCACAAUGCGAGCCGACGACAAAGUAUAAGAAAGUUAAAGAAAAAAUAAAGACAACAAACAAAAGUUUUGUUGGAAAUUAAAAAAAAUAAAUAAAACAUAAAUAAGUGGGAUGGACGAGCAAUGAAAAUAUAAAUUACGUAAUUUGUAUAUUAGUGUAUAGAAUGUAGAAACGAUGAAAUAGUCACAAAAAGAAUCAUUUUCAACAAUGUUUUUUACAAUGGGCGGUACUGAGACAAAAAAUGUCAACAUAAAUGUAACAGUAAUAAAAAUAAGAAAAACAGUUGAAAAUCCGAUGAAACAAAAGCGAUGAGGAAUAUAUUUCCCGAGAAAAAUUUUCCCAAAUCAAUUAAGAAAAAACACAUUAUUUCGAGCUCAGAGACACGCCACUUCACUUUUUCAGCUUAAACGACGACUGAUUUGUUGUAAUAAAUUCACAACCAAUUUGAUCAUCCAUUUUGCACCGCUUGAUUGUAACGCCACUGUCAAACUUUUAGUUACGAUGCCGAACAAACUUUGUAUAUUGUUGUAAAGUUUUUUUUUACUGUAAAGAUAAAAAUUUGCCUCUGCGCAGCCCUCAUCGCGUUAGAAGCUAUCGUGGCUGCGAUGGAAAGCUGACUUUUUCGAUGAAAAGAAAAAAUACUUGUGAUCCACUAAACUUCUCACUCGAUCUUUCUAUAUAUUCUGAUUCCUAUUGAUAUAUAGAUCUGUAAGAAAACUCAUUGUCGUGCAUUUUUUAUUCAAAUCUAAUUGCAUUUGCCAUUCAAGUAACCAACUCUUUCAAACGAUCGACGCACUUUUUUUAUAAAACUACACAUUUAAAAAAGAACACACACGCAAACUGAAAGUCUCAUUCUUGGCAAUCGAUGAAAAAAUUCGCAUCCAUCUCUUGCUUCAUAUUCACCUCUAUGUCUUUAGGGAAGAAAAAAAUUUGUUCAAAUAGUCAGGCUUUUAUAGACGUAAACGGGCGUGCCUCGAUGAGAAAUGAGUCAAGAAUGAUCACUUGAUCCGCUGCAAAAAUUUCGGAAAGACACUAACCGAUGAAGAAAAAAGGAAAUAGCGAUGAGGAUGAGCAGUUUUACGCGUUUAAUGUCGUAGGGUCCACUUUAAGCGUUCAAAUAGAGAGGCUCCGUCUGUAGCCCGAGCAGUCUGGAAAGCUGUCACUCGACUAUUUAACUAACUAAACUUUAUAAAUAAUCGAUUAAUCAAGUUAUACAUAUUUCAGUCUAGUUAUACGACGGAAACUAGAAUUGUUUCGUGUCGUCGUCGCCGGUGAAUAUAAAAAAAGAGGAUUUAGCUACGUAAUUUAACUCGUAAAAGGCGUAGAUCAACAUCGCCGACGAUUAAUCAUUUAACAGUGGAUAUAUCGUUAUAUAAUUAUGUGUACCUAUGUAUCGAUUCGCUUUAUUCGGCUUCUGUUUAAUCUUCCCUCGAUUAUUAACGUGAUGAUUGCAUUCUACUUUAGUUUCGAUUGAAACGCUUGGGCGUUAUUGUGUAUCCUCUAGGCAUUAUUAUUUAUUGUGUCAUUCAUACGUGUCACUUGCGCUUCUUAUCCGUAGGGCGAUCUACGUCGAAAGGAUUUCCGGGCGAAUUCCGACUUCCUGUCUGUCUUUCGAAUCUCUGCGAAUUUUUCUCACCGAUAAAAAAAUACUUCAACUAUCCCGAAACUCCAUUUCCGUUCGGACAUUGCGUUCUACAUUUUAUGUAAUAAUAAACCGAAUAAGCACAAAAUAUCAAAAUGUAAUAACCUCGAUAAAGUCCCAUCACAGAGAGAAAGCGCCUCGGGAAUAAAGAAAAACACGAUGACCACGCUAGUACAUAGUUUACUUUAGGUUGUAAUCAGCAUUUCCCAUUCAUACGUAGACUAUGCAUUUGCGACACUUGCACACUUCUUACACGCAUACACCAGACACAUAAAUACAUACACACUAUUAAACAUCCAUAUGCAAGAUACGUACACACACAUACGACACUUUUAAAGAAAAUUGGUAAUGAAUUAAUGAUAAUCUAAAUGUAACAUGUAUAUGAUGGUUGUACAAAUGUAACAUUUUUUUCCAUUAUGUAUGGAUGACGACGAUUACUAAAAAAUAAUAAAAAAUAAAAUAAUAAAGAAUUUGAGACGCAAAGGCAAAAUGAGGAAAGGAUAAAUAAGAAAAAAAAACAAGCGAAAACAAAAUGUGUGUGCGCGGGAAUCGAUGAAGCUUCGCUUUCAUCGGUUGAUCGCAUCACUCAAGAGUGAUUUAUCGAUAAACUACUCUUACUUUUCAUUAUAUAAAAUACC